UCGCGCCGGUCUGCAGGGUCGAUUGUCGUGUACUUGCUAUUUGCAAUUUCCGCAGGUCUGUAGUGGGACGAGUCAACAACAAGUUCUGCGGACAAUCUUUUUCGUUAAGCUCGGUGCUUUCGAGGCUGGGUUUGAAGAAGAAGAAGAAGAAGAAGAAGACACGCUCAACAUUAUGUGUGUCUCAGGCCUUCUGAUUGGCGCCGUAUAGUUCAUUUUUCACCAAAAACGAUUAUCACGCAUGCUUCGGCGUCAUUGUGUUGCCGACUCAGCCUCCCAUCUCUCUCAUCAGGUCCCAGGUAGUCCGGCUCUUGCGCGUUGCGAUUCCGUUCAAUAUGCUACCAACACUAUUCUGGAGCACCAACCUACCCAUGUCAACAAGACGCAUUGUACCUUGAGUUUAGACUGGCUGUUGACAGAGGCCUGCAUUGUUCAGAACCACAAUCGGUCAGCUCGAGUUGAGGUGUUUCUUGGACACAAGACUUACCAGCAUCUGCCCAACGACGCUAAAGCAAACCCUAGCACCCCGGAACCAAAAACUUCUGCUCUGCAAUUCCAACCUCCCGCCUCCCACCUCUGCCUCACGUCUGCAAAAAGAAAAUCUCGCAAGACGCAUCUACCUACAUCUCUUUCUCUCCUCUACAUUCAUUGUCUGGUGUUUUGCAGGCCCAUGGCAGCUUGUAGCUGCAAAAAGAUCGACACCUGUGUGAUUCGAACACACGCUCCCGAAGGAAAUGCCUGACUAUGGAUAGCAGGGCAUCGCGUUAACCACUCCGCCAAAGUGCCAUGAUUGGUUGUGAUUGAUUGUUGAGAGGACAGUAAAUGUUUGAUUUAUAUAGCAGACAAAAUAAGGUUAGAAGGGAGCAGGGAGUAAGAGAAUGGAUACAACAUCAAAUGAC
Macroventuria anomochaeta is the source of this 896-nucleotide messenger RNA. RefSeq lists its product as uncharacterized. The transcript has a single exon. Bases 239 to 739 code for a protein of 166 amino acids. NCBI's taxonomy places the organism in Eukaryota, Fungi, Ascomycota, Dothideomycetes, Pleosporales, Didymellaceae. The record is from RefSeq and is a predicted model, not a curated record.